This is a messenger RNA of Gadus morhua (Atlantic cod), 1695 nucleotides long. RefSeq names its product translocase of outer mitochondrial membrane 22 homolog (yeast) (gene tomm22). The coding region runs from base 208 to 609 and encodes 133 amino acids. Gene Ontology annotation, biological process: intracellular protein transport. The transcript has 4 exons. Gene Ontology annotation, cellular component: mitochondrial outer membrane. NCBI's taxonomy places the organism in Eukaryota, Metazoa, Chordata, Actinopteri, Gadiformes, Gadidae. The record is from RefSeq and is a predicted model, not a curated record.
GACCCGUCUUCUUCCAGCGCACAUGCUCAUUCGCCGGGUGACCUCAGACCGUCGUAAGAGCAAGCGCUCAAAUCUGUCAUUUCGCAUUGUGGUGGUUAAAUCAUUGAACACUAACUAUAUCGACAACUGUUGCAUCCUUUUCGCGACUUGCGACGCUGUCCGCAUUGCUGAUUGAGGUAUCUAGAGAAUACGUGAUAACACUUAGUAAUGCCUUCUAUUGAAGAGCUCACCCCCGGUACUGGGCCUGUCGCAACUCGGCCCCCUGACGAUGAAAUUGAGGACGAUGAAGAUGAAGAGUUCGAUGAAACACUAAUGGAGAGGCUAUGGGGUUUAACAGAAAUGUUCCCAGAUACUGUGCGCAACGUUGCUGAUGCGUCUGCACACUGCUCCGUCUCUUUGGUCAAAAAACUGUACAGUUUCUCUCGCUCUGCCCUCUGGGUGGGCACUACCUCGUUCAUGAUCUUGGUACUUCCUGUGGUGUUUGAGACGGAGAGACUGCAGCUAGAGCAGCAACAGCUACAACAACAGAGACAGAUCUUGUUAGGGCCGAACACCGGGAUGUCUGGCGGCAUGCCCAGCAUGAUGCCCCCCGCCCCAGGCAAGAUGUGACGAAAACAAGGGUCCCACACAAGCCCCCGAGCUGCUCCCAGCCGUCCAGAGGGGCAGCUCCAAGGAGACACUGACCAGAAAGGGAGAGAAUCUAGGAAAAUGUCUAAAGAGCAAAGGCUGCACUCUCAGAACAUGACAAAAAGUGCAUUCCAGCAUCAUGAAUUAGCCGGUUGAAUGGUACUCAACGAGAAGGAAGCGGGCCUGAUUGCCAUGUCCUGAGGGUCGCAGUUAAAUACGUCCCCCUUUGCCCCCCCCCCCCCCCUCACAAGGUUCUGUUUACUCUAGUAUCUUGCGUAGACUGAUUUCCUGGAACAAUGUCUCUGUUUUCAUUUUAUAUAUAUAUAUUUACAACUCUUGAAAUAGUGUUCCCACGGGACCUGGCGGUAAUGGUGGAUAAUUGCAACAGAUGGGGUUUAAAAAUAAUGUUUAGGGAUUACCAAAUGUGUGUUUCAGUCUGAGACAUCCAAAGUUGUCUGAAUCGUUAUUCUUGCCAUUGAACAACGCCUACAUGUAAACUUGUGAGAGAUGGUCAGCGGAGACCUAACCUCCCGAACCAGAUUCUGAGUGCUAUAAAUUACACUUCUGCCUGUUUCAUGUCUUAUCUCAUGAGUUUGUGACAUUUUACUGUAUCUUUAUAAUUGGCUGUAGUCAAGAAUGAUUUGUUUUUGUCUCUGUCCUGCAUCUAAUAGAUACCUGGGAAAGAUACUUCUGGUGUCCAUAUUAAUUGAUUGGGUAUUUUAAUAAGCGAAGGCAAAGUUAUACAAUUUCAUAGAAGUUGCCUCUCCUGGGAAUAUAAAAAAUAUUGAUUUGAAAUAUUUUAGGUAGCUGUUGCUAGACCCAUCCAUUUAAAUAAUGUUUUUUUUAUUAAUUUGUUAUUUCAACACUGGCAUAUCAUUUAUUUUCGCAGACCAAACUCAAAGGGUGUAAAAACGGCUCAUAAUAAAACCACUUUUGAACCGUCCUAAAUGGUUGACUGAUGCAUUUAAGACUGGUUUAGUGUUUUUUUGAUUUGUUGUACAGAAGAAAACGAAGCAAUUGGAUGCAAUCAAACCUUGGGUAAAUAAAAGAUGCAUGACUCGAUGAAUA